UACUUUAACUAGUUGUAAGAGGAAGAAGCAAAACAAAUUUACUCUCAAAACGGCAGCAAGUGUAAAUAAGUUUAAAGAUAAAUUAUGCCAAAAGUAAAAACGGAAAAGAAAUCUCGCAUACACAAUGAGGUGCAAAAGCAAGGCAUUGUGUUCAACAAGGAUUUUGGCCAGCAUAUUUUGAAGAAUCCACUGGUUAUUACCACAAUGCUGGAAAAGGCAGCACUGCGAGCCACCGAUGUGGUGCUGGAAAUUGGUCCCGGUACUGGUAACAUGACUGUGCGCAUGCUGGAACGCGCUAAGAAGGUGAUUGCUUGUGAAAUCGACACACGUCUCGCCGCCGAGUUGCAGAAACGUGUCCAGGCGACGCCACUGCAACCCAAGCUACAGGUGCUUAUCGGUGAUUUUCUAAAGGCAGAGUUGCCAUUCUUUGAUCUGUGCAUUGCCAACGUGCCGUAUCAGAUCAGUUCACCGCUGAUAUUUAAGCUGUUGCUGCAUCGUCCACUAUUUCGUUGUGCUGUGCUGAUGUUUCAGCGAGAAUUCGCACAGAGAUUGGUAGCCAAGCCAGGUGACAAGCUGUACUGUCGCUUAAGCAUCAACACACAACUGCUGGCCCGUGUGGAUAUGUUGAUGAAGGUGGGCAAAAACAAUUUCAAGCCACCGCCAAAGGUAGAGUCCAGUGUGGUGCGUUUGGAGCCAAAGAAUCCGCCGCCACCAGUCAACUUCACCGAGUGGGAUGGCUUGACUCGCAUUGCUUUCCUUCGCAAGAACAAAACGCUGGCGGCGACAUUCAAAGUAAACUCUGUGAUUGAAAUGCUGGAGAAGAACUACAAAUUGUUCCGAUCGCUGAGGAAUGAGCCACUUGAGGAGAACUUUAACAUGCAGGAGAAGGUUCUGGCUGUGCUGGAGGAGCAGGGCAUGAGCACGACACGUGCGAGAUCAAUGGACAUUGAUGAGUUUAUGCGCCUGUUGCUGGCUUUCAAUGCGGUCGGCAUUCAUUUCAACUGA
Drosophila albomicans is the source of this 1005-nucleotide messenger RNA. RefSeq names its product probable dimethyladenosine transferase. Bases 85 to 1005 code for a protein of 306 amino acids. Lineage: Eukaryota; Metazoa; Arthropoda; Insecta; Diptera; Drosophilidae. Gene Ontology annotation, biological process: rRNA methylation. Gene Ontology annotation, cellular component: mitochondrial matrix. Gene Ontology annotation, molecular function: rRNA (adenine-N6,N6-)-dimethyltransferase activity. The transcript is spliced from 3 exons. The record is from RefSeq and is a predicted model, not a curated record.